Molecule: messenger RNA, 6689 nt
Organism: Jaculus jaculus (lesser Egyptian jerboa)
Lineage: Eukaryota; Metazoa; Chordata; Mammalia; Rodentia; Dipodidae
Gene: Erbin
Product: erbb2 interacting protein
Exons: 27
Coding region: 309-4754 (1481 amino acids)
Biological process (GO): neurotransmitter receptor transport, endosome to postsynaptic membrane; neurotransmitter receptor transport postsynaptic membrane to endosome
Cellular component (GO): postsynaptic density; postsynaptic membrane; adherens junction
Molecular function (GO): protein binding
Source: RefSeq, a predicted model, not a curated record
UGACUUUCGCACGGCAAUUGCGGGCGGGCCGGUGUGUCACGAGUGAAAAGUUUCGUGGGUUUUUUUUUGUUGUUGUUCUUUUUCUCCUCGACACCGGGAAGUCGGCCCACCCGCGGUCGCGGGAUACCCCGCGCCCGGUCCUUCCACCCACCCCGCCGCACAGUGACUGACCACGGAAGGAAAUCAUGUCAAGUCGAGCCGGGCGGAGGAAGCGGCCCUGACCCCCUCCGUCUCCCCGGGCCCACCGAAAGAAUGUUGACUCAAUUCAGAAUCAUCAGGGAGAUAAAUUCAGCCCAGUGUGUCUAAAAAUGACUACAAAGCGAAGUUUGUUUGUGCGGUUGGUACCAUGUCGCUGUCUACGAGGGGAAGAGGAGACUGUCACUACUUUAGAUUAUUCUCACUGCAGUUUGGAACAGGUUCCCAAAGAGAUAUUUACUUUUGAGAAAACUCUGGAGGAGCUCUAUUUAGAUGCUAAUCAGAUUGAAGAGCUUCCAAAGCAACUUUUUAACUGUCAAUGUCUACACAAACUGAGUUUGCCAGACAAUGAUUUAACAACAUUGCCAGCAUCCAUUGCAAAUCUUAUUAAUCUCAGGGAACUGGAUGUCAGCAAAAAUGGAAUACAAGAGUUUCCAGAAAAUAUAAAAAAUUGUAAAGUUUUGACAGUCGUGGAAGCCAGUGUGAACCCUAUCUCUAAGCUCCCUGAUGGAUUUUCUCAGCUGUUAAACCUAACCCAGUUAUAUCUAAAUGAUGCUUUCCUUGAAUUCUUACCAGCUAAUUUUGGCAGAUUAACUAAACUCCAGAUACUAGAGCUCAGAGAAAACCAGCUGAAAAUGUUGCCCAAAACCAUGAAUAGGCUGACCCAGCUGGAAAGACUGGAUUUGGGAAGUAAUGAAUUCACAGAAGUGCCUGAAGUACUUGAGCAAUUAAGUGGAUUGAAAGAGUUUUGGAUGGAUGGUAAUAGACUAACUUUUAUUCCAGGGUUUAUUGGUAGUUUGAAACAGCUCACAUAUUUGGAUGUUUCUAAAAAUAAUAUUGAAAUGGUUGAAGAAGGAAUUUCAGCAUGUGAAAACCUCCAAGAUUUCCUGUUAUCAAGUAAUUCACUUCAACAACUGCCUGAGACUAUUGGUUCAUUAAAGAAUGUCACAACUCUAAAAAUAGAUGAAAACCAAUUAAUGUAUCUACCAGACUCUAUAGGAGGGUUAAUAUCAGUAGAAGAACUGGAUUGUAGUUUCAAUGAAAUAGAAGCUUUGCCUUCAUCUAUUGGUCAGCUUGCUAAUGUAAGAACCUUUGCUGCAGAUCAUAAUUACUUACAACAGCUACCCCCAGAGAUUGGAAACUGGAAAAAUAUAACUGUGCUGUUUCUCCAUUCAAAUAAACUGGAGACACUUCCAGAAGAAAUGGGUGAUAUGCAAAAGUUGAAAGUAAUUAACUUAAGUGACAACAGGUUAAAGAAUUUGCCCUUUAGCUUUACAAAGCUCCAGCAGUUGACAGCUAUGUGGCUCUCAGAUAAUCAGUCCAAACCCUUGAUACCUCUUCAAAAAGAAACUGAUGCAGAGACUCAGAAAGUGGUGCUUACUAACUACAUGUUCCCUCAGCAACCAAGGACUGAAGAUGUUAUGUUCAUAUCAGAUAAUGAAAGUUUUAAUCCUUCAUUAUGGGAAGAACAGAGGAAACAACGGGCCCAAGUGGCAUUUGAAUGUGAUGAAGACAAAGAUGAAAGAGAGGCGCCCCCCAGGGAAGGAAAUUUGAAGAGAUAUCCAACACCAUACCCAGAUGAGCUUAAGAAUAUGGUGAAAACUGUUCAAAGUAUUGUACAUAGAUUAAAAGAUGAAGAGGCCAGUGAAGACUCUGGAGGAGAUCUGAAACCACAUGAGGAUCAGCAAGUUGUAAAUAAAGAUGCGGGUGGGAAGACUUCAGAAAGUACUACAGUCAAAAGCAAAGCUGAUGAACGAGAAAAGUACAUGAUAGGGAACUCUGUACAGAAGAUCAACGAACCUGAAGCUGAGACCAAUCCUGGGAAAGUACCAGUGACUGCAAAUGUGAAAGCCUCUGAGAACCUGAAGCUUAUUGCUAACCAUGAUGAUGUUUUUGAGGAAUCUGAAGAACUUUCUUCUGAUGAAGAGAUGAAAAUGGCAGAGAUGCGACCUCCAUUAAUUGAAACCUCUAUCAAUCAGCCAAAAGUUGUAGCACUUAGUAAUAACAAAAAAGGUCAGAUGUUGAAGGAAACCAUUGAGACCAAAGAUGACCUAAAUGAUACAAAGGAUGUGGAUUCUUUAUCAGAUGAAGUUACACACAACAGCAAUCAAAAUAACAGCAAUUGUUCUUCUCCAUCUCGAAUGUCUGAUUCAGUUUCUCUUAAUACUGAUAGUAGUCAAGACACCUCACUCUGCUCUCCAGUGAAACAAACUCAUAUUGAGACUAAUUCCAAAAUCAGGCAAGAAGAUGAAAAUUUUAAUAGCCUUUUACAAAAUGGAGAUAUUCUGAACAAUUUACCAGAGGAAAAAUUCAAAGUUCCUGACAGAAAGGAUUUUAACUCACCUGGGUAUGAUGUAAACAUUGAAGAGCGACUAGCUCUGCUUGAUGCCGGAGCUGACUCAAAAGCAACAUCUGAUGGAUCUCACAGAUUAGCCCAUAUCAAUAUGAAUCUUAAUAAGCUUGUGACUAAUAAUACCUUUCAACCAGAGAUAAUGGAAAGAUCAAAGACACAAGAUGUGAUGCUUGGAACGGGUUUAUUAGGCAUUCAUUCUAAAAGGGAAGCUGAGCACUUGGAAAAUGGAAAUAAAUAUUCUAAUUCAGAAUCUAUCAAUAAAGUAAAUGGCCAUUCUGAGGAAGCUCCACAGUCUUCUAGUGGGAUGAAAACACAGGACACCAGUUCUUCUGUUGACGUGGGGAUUUCUAAGAGCACUGAAGAUCUCUCCCCUCAGAGAAGUGGUCCAGUUGGAUCUGUUGUGAAAUCUCAUAGUAUAACUAACAUGGAGACUGGGGGCUUAAAAAUUUAUGACAUUCUUAGUGAUGAUGGUCCUCAGCAGCAAAGUGCAGCAGUUAAAAUCUCCUCUGCUAUUGAUGGGAAGAAUAUAGUCAGGAGCAAGUCUGCCACCCUGUUGUGUGAUCAACCAUUGCAAGUAUUUACCGGUUCUUCCUCAUCUUCUGACUUAAUAGCAACUACAAAGACAAUUUUCAAAUUUGAUUCAAAUCAUAAUCCUGAAGAGCCAGAUAUCAGAGUCCCUACAAUGAGUGGCUCACAGCACCCCUCUCAGAUAUAUAGUCCCCCACAAUACAAUGUCCAGUACAGUAGCAGUGCUGCAGUCAAAGACACCUUGUGGCACUCCAAACAGAGUCCACAGAUAGACCCUGUGAGUUUUCCUCCUCAGCGCCUUCCUAGAUCAGACAGCACAGAAAAUCACAGUUACACCAAGCAUGCUGCCAAUAUGAAUUUCUCUAACCAUAACAAUGUUAGAGCUAAUACUGCAUACCAUUUACAUCAGAGACUUGGCCAAGCAAGACAUGGAGAAAUGUGGGCUGCACCAAAUGACAGACUAGUUCCUGCAGCAUCUCGAUCUACAAUUCAGAGACAAAGCAGUGUGUCCUCCACAGCCUCUGUAAACCUCGGUGAUCCAGGUCCCCCGAGGCGAGCUCAAGUUCCUGAAGGGGAUUAUUUGUCAUACAGAGAGUUACAUUCGGUGGGAAGAACUCCUCCAAUGAUGUCAGGAUCACAGAGACCUCUUUCUGCACGAACAUACAGCAUUGACGGGCCAAAUGCAUCCAGGCCUCAGAGUGCUCGACCCUCCAUUAAUGAAAUACCAGAAAGAACUAUGUCAGUUAGCGAUUUCAGUUACUCGCGGACUAGUCCUUCAAAAAGACCAAAUGCAAGGGUUGGCUCGGAGCACUCUCUAUUAGACCCUGCAGGUAAAAGUAAAGUUCCUCAUGAUUGGCGAGAACAAGUACUUCGACACAUUGAGGCCAAAAAGUUAGAAAAGAGCAUGCUGUCAAGGUCUUUUAAUUGCAAUUUCACUGCUGCAAGCAGCUCUCACUGUGGCAGCUCUAGGGACCUGCAUGGCAGCCAGGGCAGUCUUGCCCUCAGUGUUGCAGAUGGAAGAGGUGCUGGUGGGCAGAGCUCUCGAGUGGGCACCUACAGGAGACCGGUGUGCUUGCAUCCCCAGACACCCAGUCCAGGAGAGUCUUGCCAAGAUGAUAGAUUGAUUUCGGGAGAGCAGAGCUACUCAUCAGCUGCGCUUAGUCACAGAGAUGCUCUUCCAGACAGCUUGAUGAAAAUGCCUUUGAGUAAUGGACAGAUGAGCCAGCCUCUCAGGCCUCAGGCAAAUCAUAGUCAAGUACAUCAUCCCCCUCAGGCAUCUGUGGCAAGGCAUCCCUCUAGAGAGCAACUAAUUGAUUAUUUGAUGCUGAAAGUGGCCCACCCGCCGCCAUAUGCGCAGCCCCAUUGUUCUCCUAGACGAGGUCAGGAGCUGGCCAGGCAAGAGAUUCGAGUGAGGGUAGAAAAGGAUCCAGAACUUGGAUUUAGCAUAUCUGGAGGUGUCCGGGGUAGAGGAAACCCAUUCAGACCUGAUGAUGAUGGUAUAUUUGUAACAAGGGUACAGCCUGAAGGACCAGCAUCAAAAUUACUGCAACCAGGUGAUAAAAUUAUUCAGGCUAAUGGCUUCAGUUUUAUCAAUAUUGAACAUGGACAAGCAGUGUCCUUACUAAAAACUUUCCAGAACACAGUAGAACUCAUCAUUGUACGGGAAGUUUCCUCAUAAGCACCUAUGGACAAAAAUGAGGGAAAAGCAGCAAGAUUUAUUGGAAAUUAAUAUUUUGACUAUUUUUAUAUAUAAGAAGAACUCAAAACAGUUAUGUUCAAACUUGUACAUUAAUGAAAUAAUGGAUCUUGUGGUUAGAGGGAAAGAACCACUGUACAGAAUGUAAAGGAGACUGUUGAAUUCAUACCAUAUGGACUUUGUUGUUAGGUUUUUAAACAUAGCAAUCAAGGCUACAAAAACAAGCUUCUGUUGUUUUUGUAUAGAUUGUAGGUUUAUUUUUGGAUUUCAUACACAUGACUGACUGUAUACAAGGCAAUAGUUAGCCUUGAUUGUAGCCCAGAGACAGAUGGCAGAGCUAUCUGUCUCGUAGCUUUUGUGCCCUUAUUUUUAUCCAACUGGUAUUAAUGUUUUUCUGCUGAAACUACUUUUGUUUUGAUGUGGACAAGAAAUUUGAAGUGUUGGCUUUUGCUAUGUGCAUAUUAAAAUGAAGAGUGGGUAGAUGAAGUUGGUACUGGCGGGUUCACUUUCCAAGGUCAGGUUAAAAUAGUUACUUCCUAUAAAAAUCGGGAAGCAAAGAAUGAAAACAAAAGUUACUGUUAAUGUGUUUUUAUUAAUAGAAUAAUUCAAUAAAAUAUGUAAUGUCUUUCUAAAGAAUAAAAAGACAGUAAUUGCAUUUUUCAGCUCUACAAGAUCUGUUCUUGUUACAGCCAUUGACUGUAUAUUUACUACUGGUCAUUCAAUUUUUAAUUUUUUAGUUACCAAAGUUUUUAACUCUAUGUAGAUGCAUGUCCAUGCAUUUCUCAUAUUAUGGAUAUCCCCUGAUGUUUUUGCAAAUGAUGGUACUUGGCAAUCUGUUUUUAUAAUUAGUACUCCAUUUUAAUCUAAUUUAUAACUUGUUUUAAAGAGUAAAUGAAACCAAAAUUGCCAGUUUUAAGAUUGUUUGGCCUGUAACAUAAAAUGUAACACAGUUUAGGAAAGCCUGAUUUUUGUUUGGCCUUGCACUGCCUUGGUAAGGUAAAGGGAAACAUGGAGUGUGCAUGGAGCUAGAAAACCAAAGCAAGUCUAUGAAACUGGCACAGUGAUCGAGAAUUGCUGUGGAGAGUGGAGAGCAAAGGAGUGGGUCCACGAGGCCUGCUGAUGGGUGAAAGUGUUCAAUAAAGGGCUGUUCCUACAGGUAACGGUAAAUGUGACCUCCACACCACAGAGUCUUUAAAGGGUUUCUAAGUGGAUCAGUAUAAUAGUGUUUUACCACCAACUGCCUUUGUUCCUAGUUACUGUAACAAGUAUUUGAUGAUAUAGGUUUAUUAAUUUUGUUUAUUGAAACCAUUAAUUUUAUUUGUUUUUGUUCUAUGUAAUCAAAUAAAAUUUGAGUAACAUGCAAUGGUAAGAAUUAAUGCAUGGUUAUUUGGACCAGAACAAAAGUGCCAUAGGAGACCAAUAACUGUUUUUAGUUGAGGCUAAUCUGAAAACUGUUGUUAAAGCAAUAUGCAGUUCUUGAAAUAAUUUCUAAUUUUUAAGAAACAUAAUUUGGGAAAGUUAAUGUAUUACAUUUUUUUUUGUUGUCAACUUUGAAUUUAAUUACAAUUCUUACAGGACUAGCUAAAGCAUCACCUACAUUGUUUUUACAAAAGUGAGUUGGGCUCACUCUCCAUUCUUUCUAGUCAGAUUAAAUAGCACUUUUAAAAGUAUGUGAACUCAUGAUUGCACUUCUUUCGAGAUGGUAUCAAUUGGUUAUUGUACUGUAUAGUUUUAAUAAUUUUGAUUGAAACCCUUUAACAACUCUUUGUAAAUUUUAACUCAUUUUAGUUGAUUUUCAGUACUAUUUACAUAGGACUUGAUUUUUAUGGAUAAAGUAGAAGAAAUGUGCUGUAUUUUGAUAAAAUUCACUUGUACGUGUUGUAAUCUCUAAAACAAAGAAUGACAAACCUUCUUUAA